Messenger RNA from Helobdella robusta, 1227 nucleotides. RefSeq lists its product as hypothetical. Gene Ontology annotation, molecular function: ethanolaminephosphotransferase activity. NCBI's taxonomy places the organism in Eukaryota, Metazoa, Annelida, Clitellata, Rhynchobdellida, Glossiphoniidae. The coding region runs from base 1 to 1227 and encodes 408 amino acids. Gene Ontology annotation, biological process: phosphatidylethanolamine biosynthetic process. The transcript is spliced from 10 exons. Gene Ontology annotation, cellular component: endoplasmic reticulum membrane; Golgi apparatus. The record is from RefSeq and is a predicted model, not a curated record.
AUGGAGUUCAAAUAUUUGUCGAAAAAUGUGCUUCUCGGAUUUGACAACUAUAAAUACAGUUCAGUGGACACAAGUCCUGUCAGCAUUUACAUUAUGCACCCAUUCUGGAAUUGGCUUGUCAAGUUCUACCCAAUGUGGCUGGCUCCAAAUGUGUUGACAUUUUCUGGUUUUAUGCUGCUUGUUAUCACGUUACUCCUAUUCACAAUUUUUGAUUACAAUUAUGAGGCCUCUAAUGAUUUGCAACUCGCCUAUCCUCCCAUUCCUGAUUUCAUCUUCCUGGUUGCUGGUUUCUCAUUUUUCUGGGCUCAUCAACUAGAUGGGACUGAUGGCAAACAGGCUCGUCGAACUGGAAGUAGCAACCCACUGGGUGAGCUGAUGGACCAUGGAUUGGAUAGUUUGGCUUCAGUUAUCAUGCCCCUCUGUCUCUACUCAAUCAUUGGUUGUGGGGAUAGUCAACUCCCUCCAAUAAGGUUAUAUUACGUUCUGCUGUCAAUCGCAAUCAUGUUCUUCUUCACGCAUUGGGAAAAAUACAACACCGGAGUUCUCUACCUACCCUGGGGCUAUGACAUCAGUCAGCUGGGCAUGACCUUAAUAUUUUUCCUGACCUACUUAUGGGGUACAAAAGUAUGGAAAGUUGAAAUUUGGGAGGGGGGGUGCACUGCUGGCCAUGUCUUUGAAUGCAUGGUUCAUUUUUCAGUCUGGGGCAUGGGCAUUCCAAUGUGUCUCUAUAAUAUUUACUUAUCGUACAGAAACAAAACAGGCAAGAUGUUAUCCAUGUACGAAUCUUUACGACCUUUGACCCCGAUGGUCCUUCAGUGCAUCCUCUUCACUUACUGGAUCCACGCCUCACACUGUCAUAUAUUCAACAUGCACACGAGAAUCUUCAUGCUGACGUUUGGAGCUGUUUAUUCCAACAUAACUUGCAGAUGUAUUGUCAAUGGCAUGAGCAACACGCGAGCUGAAUGUUUCAACAUGCUGUUACUGCCUGCUCUCACCAUCAACAUCGUCCUGCACUCCAUGACCUCAUCAGCAGUGGCGCCGAUCACACUCGUCUAUUUGGAACUCUUCAUGUUACUAUCAUACUUCUUACUGGCAAGUGCUGUUCAUCUGCAUUACGGUAUCUAUGUGGUCAAAGAACUAGCACAUCACUACAACAUCAACGUCUUCACGAUCAAGCAGCAAAGCACUACAAAGAAUAAGGACAAUAAUAUUGCCAAUAAGAGAUAA